Aplosporella prunicola CBS 121167 is the source of this 1434-nucleotide messenger RNA. RefSeq lists its product as uncharacterized. Lineage: Eukaryota; Fungi; Ascomycota; Dothideomycetes; Botryosphaeriales; Aplosporellaceae. Bases 156 to 1235 code for a protein of 359 amino acids. Gene Ontology annotation, cellular component: endoplasmic reticulum. Gene Ontology annotation, molecular function: protein disulfide isomerase activity. Gene Ontology annotation, biological process: protein folding. The record is from RefSeq and is a predicted model, not a curated record. The transcript has 2 exons.
CGCCACUGCGACAGCUGGCCUCUCAAAGUAUCUGUCAAACACCCCAACUUUUAAAUUCUCCACAACAACCCAUUUCGGGGACUCAUUGACAGAGCACCGCACCCCAAACCCAACGCAGGACCACAGCCAGCAGCCACACACACAAAGACGCCGCAAUGGUCCGCCUCCUCAGCACGCUCGCGGCGCUCUGCGCCGCCAGCGCCGCCGCCGUCCUCGACCUGACGCCGGACAACUUCGACAAAGAAAUCACGCAGACGGGCAAGCCGGCGCUGAUAGAGUUUUUCGCGCCAUGGUGCGGACACUGCAAGAACCUGGCGCCGGUGUACGAGGAGCUGGGGCAAGCGUUCGGGUACGCGGCGGACAAGGUCGCCAUCGCCAAGGUCGACGCCGACGCGCACCGCUCCCUGGGCCAGAAGUUCGGCGUCCAGGGCUUCCCCACCCUCAAGUGGUUUGAUGGCAAGGGUGGCGCGCCCGAGGACUAUAAGGGCGGCCGUGACCUUGAGAGCUUGAGCGCGUUUGUGACGGAGAAGUCGGGCGUGCGGGCGAAGGUUAAGGCCAAGGCGCCUAGUGCCGUCGUUAUGCUGGAUGAUAAGAGCUUCAAGGAGGAGAUUGGUGGCGACAAGGACGUCCUGGUUGCGUUUACUGCGCCCUGGUGCGGUCACUGCAAGAGCCUCGCUCCGACCUGGGAAACCCUCGCGCAAGACUUCUCGCUCGAGCCCACCGUCCUCAUCGCCAAAGUCGACGCCGAAGCCCCCAACGCCAAAGCCACCGCCCAAGACCAAGGCGUCUCCUCCUACCCCACGAUCAAGUUCUUCCCCCGCGGCAGCACCUCGCCCACCGACUACAGCGGCGGGCGCUCUGAAGCCGCCCUCGUCGCCUACGUCAACGAGCACGCCGGCACGCACCGCGCCCCCGGCGGCCGCCUCGACGCCACCGGCGGCACUAUCGCCGCCUUCGACUCCCUCGUCCAAAAAUACGCCCAGUCUGGCGCGUGGGAUAAGGGCGUUAAGGAGGCCAAGAAGAUCGCCGCUAAGGCUGAGGGCAAGUAUAACGAGUACUAUGUCAAGGUGUUUGAGAAGCUGGCGGCCAAUGCGGGCUAUGUCGAUAAGGAGCUCGCUCGCUUGGAGGGCCUGUUGAAGAAGGGUGGUGUUGCACCGGAGAAGGAGGAUGAUCUGGUUAGCAGGAGCAACAUUCUGCGUUUGUUCAAGAAGGAUGAUGAGAAGACUGAGUUGUAGAGGAUUGAGAUGUUAGAUGUGCUGAGGUGAUGACUGGCUGGCUAGCGGGCUGGUUGGUCGUGAAGGGGCGGAGGGCGAGGGAAUGAGAUACGUUUGUGUAGAUGAAGAAUAGUCUAGCACGAGUCCUGCCAAGAGGCAUGGACUACAGAAAUGGAGUGGAAUGAUGAUGAACCGAGUCUUCUCACCCGGGGCAACCACC